GCGAUACCACAUCCAAUGUGGCUCCGUGUAAUGUCAGCUGCAACAGCUCGUUCUCAGUAUCAACCCUGUGACCCACAUUCAUACCAGAGAUGUGGGUACGUGCUACGAGCGGGCGUGUAGAAAUAUUUCCCUUCUUCAUGUCAAGAACAGACAAGUCCUGGAGCUAACUCGCUGUUAACGCGGGGGAGGAGGAGGAGGAGGAGGUGUUGGUGGUGUGUGUGUGUGGUGUGUGUGUGUGUGUGUGUGUGGUGGGGGGGCGUUCAUCAAAAAAAAAAUUCUGAAAGGACUAUUUUUUUAUUUUUUUUACAGAGUUUAAAUCCACUUUUUUUUUUUUUUUUUUUUAAAACAAACAAAAAAACGCCAUAAUGGAGUUUCCCGAAGUGGCAGCGGCGACGUCUGGAGACAGCGUGCUCGACUAUUCCCGUCUGAGCCUGAACUCGUUCAGCGUUGACGGUGUCAGCGACGAGAGGAAGAGGGACACCAGGCAGCUCUACUUGAGCUACAACCGGCUCGCCUCGCUGCCCUCGUCGGUCAGCCUGUUCUGCAACCUGGAGUUUUUGGACAUCAGCAACAACGGACUGUCGGCCAUCUGCGACGGCGUCACGCGGCUGACCCGGCUGAGGACGCUGAUCGCCAAAAACAACCGCCUGGACGAGCUCUCGCUGCCCAAAGACUUCGGCUCCCUGCAGCUGGAGGUGUUGAACUUCAGUGGGAACCGCUUUGAGGAGAUCCCGCUGCAGUGCAUGAAGCUGACCCGGCUGCAGUCGCUUUCUCUCGGCGGAAACCGACUGAAAAGUAUACCCGCAGAAAUAGAGAACCUAACCAGUCUGGAGCUGUUGUAUCUGGGUGGAAACCUCAUUACAGCCAUUCCUCCAGAAGUGGCUAACCUGCCCUGGCUCAGCUACCUGGUCCUAUGUGACAACCGCAUCCAGAGUGUGCCGCCACAGCUCACCAGGCUCCACUCGCUGCGAUCUUUAAGUCUCCACAACAACCUGCUCACUUACCUGCCGAGGGAGAUCCUCUGCCUGGUGCACCUGCAAGAGCUCAGUCUCCGUGGCAACCCACUGGUGGUGCGCUUUGUCAAGGAGAUGACCUACGACCCCCCGUCCCUGCUAGAGUUGGCGGGACGUACCGUCAAGAGCCGAAAUAUACCCUACUACCCCUGCGACAUGCCCUCAAACCUUCUGCACUACCUAGACUUGGCCAGCAAGUGCCCCAACCCCAAGUGUGCCGGCGUCUACUUUGAUUCAUGGGUGCGGCAGAUCAAGUUUGUGGACUUCUGUGGAAAGUACCGGCUGCCCCUCAUGCACUACCUGUGCUCCCCGGAGUGCACCUCUCCCUGCAGCUCCAACCCCCAGAGCGACGCGGAGUCGGAGGAGGAGAGCAGCGUACCCGCAUACCGCCUGCAGAGGGUGCUUCUGGGAUAGUGCACCAUGGUGGAGCCUCUGACCCUCUGGAUGGGCCCAGCCCUGUCAGUCUAUCACUGUGUUCAACAUUUAUACAGCGAUGAACUCGGCUGUAAGACCUGACUGAACAUAAACGCGCAUACAAACACACACACUGUAUUACACCCUAUGCGGCUGUAUGAAGACAGAAUACCACCUGAGGAAAACACGUUGACUCAAUUUAAAGGAACUCUUUAGAAAGGAAUCCGUUCCCGCUCUCUCCACACAUCACCUUACAUAACAUGAGCAAAGGAGCCGUGUAAAGCCACAGUCUGUCAGUCACGACUCCAUCAAAGUGCUGGUCUCAUGGUCCAGCGUUAGAGCGGCAGGGUUAUUUUCCAUUCAGGGCAGCAAACUUUAUCUUUCACACAACACUUGGUGCUUUUUUUUGUAGAAACAGCGAAUUAUUCUGCAUUUUCUGCAAGUUUGGAUAUGAACAAUUGAUUUUGUCCAGCUACUGGUGACACACAGCCUGCUUUCAUUUAAAUGUAUCUCACUUGGUGAGCACCAAAGCUGCUAUGCCAACUGGGAAAAAAAGUCUGGGAUUUUCUAAGUAUAUCUGCUGAAACUUUGACCACAGUUUAACUACAGUGUUCUAAAUUGAUUGAGUAUGAUGUGUGAGACGACCUUAUUUACACUGUAUAUGUGGUCCUGCUGGACAACGGUUUCAUGCAGUUAGAUUCUCUCUCACAAUAUUAAAAGAUCCAGGUUAAUCUGGGUUUUUUUUACAGCAACGUGGUCAUUAUCAUACAGGUGUGAUACUUUUUGCAAUAAGGGCAUAGUUGUCUUAAAUUAAUCCAGAAUAUGGGUUGUGUGAGUAUGUUUAGGAAAGCUUGUCCAUGCUUACUCACAGGAAGUGGAUGUGGGUUGGACCAGGGAAAACCAUUCAGUGUGUUAGCACAGAAACAAUAGCUAUUGAGCAAAACACAGUGGCAGCCUUCAUGCUUGUGUUCAGGGCUGUUAGUUUUCUCUGCAAUAUAGAUGUGUGUGUGUGUGUGUGUGAGUGGGGGUGUGUGUGAGAGUGGAUGGAGUGUGUGUGUGUGUGUGUGUGUGUGUGUGUGUGUGUGUGUGUGUGUGUGUGUGUGUGUGUGUGUGUGUGUGUGUGUGUGUGUGUGUGUGUGUGUGUGUGUGUGUGUGUGGAGACAAAAGUCUGAUAUUUUUUAUUGUUUAUGGGAAAUCAAUCAUUUUUGAGACAUAACCCUUUAUUUCUGAAUGGAAAUGUCUAUUUCUGUUCCUGGUUACAUCUGGGCUUUGUCUUAUUACUUGUAUGGAAAGCUGGACAUUGUUAUUGCCUCCCAGACAGCUUGUGUCCACGAGUGAGGAAAAAAAAAAACUCCCGCCGGCUUCACAGUAGACCUUAAUGUUUAGAAAAUAGAAGAAUGCUCCUCUAUGUUACAGUAGCACUUAAACUAGAACAUUAAAGGGCUUUACUAAUAGUGACUUCUACCACAGUGAAACUGUAUGAAGAAAUGUGAUACAGGCCUAUGCACCCUGAAAUGUGACAAGAUUAACAUUAUGAUUAUUAAGUCCUUUUUUUGAGUGAUUUUUCUAUUCAUCAUCUUAACAACAGUACAAGAAACUUUUUUUUUUAUAACCAUAUGAAAUGCUUUUAUAGAAAUCCUUUUCUCAAAUGUUAAAUACUAAAUAUUUACAUGACAAGCAGAAUAGAUGGCACUUGAACAGAAUAUAUAUUAAGAUAUAUUAAUUGUAUUUACUUGUACCCCAUUCAGAUAAUGUAAGUAGACUGUACAGAACAUAAUGCCAAUAAUAAAGACUGAUUGUAAUAAC
Messenger RNA from Anoplopoma fimbria (sablefish), 3233 nucleotides. Its product is annotated as leucine-rich repeat-containing protein 58-like. The record is from RefSeq and is a predicted model, not a curated record. The transcript is spliced from 4 exons. Gene Ontology annotation, molecular function: protein binding. The coding region runs from base 366 to 1427 and encodes 353 amino acids. Lineage: Eukaryota; Metazoa; Chordata; Actinopteri; Perciformes; Anoplopomatidae.